Molecule: messenger RNA, 1058 nt
Organism: Brassica napus (rape)
Lineage: Eukaryota; Viridiplantae; Streptophyta; Magnoliopsida; Brassicales; Brassicaceae
Product: methylesterase 4
Exons: 4
Coding region: 30-887 (285 amino acids)
Biological process (GO): jasmonic acid metabolic process; salicylic acid metabolic process
Molecular function (GO): methyl salicylate esterase activity; methyl jasmonate esterase activity; methyl indole-3-acetate esterase activity
Source: RefSeq, a predicted model, not a curated record
GAACUCGUCUAUAUAAGUAUUGAGCCAACAUGCAGAAAGUAAAGAAUACAAUGGAAAGUAAGAAGUACAAGAAGCGGUUUGUGCUCGUCCAUGGGCUCUGCCACGGCGCAUGGACUUGGUACAAACUGAAAACGCAGCUGGAGGCUGCAGGUCACUAUGUGACAGUUGUGGAUCUGGCUACAUCUGGUAUAAACAUGACCAGCUUGGAAGAGAUUGAGACUUUAAAGGAUUACUGCAAACCGUUGCUUGAGUUUCUGAACUCUCUUUGCUCAGAUGACGAAAAGGUGAUUGUUAUUGCUCAUAGCAUGGGAGGAAUAUGUGCUGCGCUUGCUGCAGACAUCUUCCCAUGCAAGAUCGCUGUUAUUGUCUUCAUGACAGCUUUCAUGCCCGAUACAAGAAAUCCACCUGCUUAUGUUUACCAAAAGAAAAAAGAAUCGCAGUUUCGUAGCAGACAAAUACAACAAAGGCUGAUCACAAGUUUCGCCCAAGAGGAUUGGUUGGACACCGUCUUCGGAACCUACGGGAAACCUGAUCACCCUUUAGAGUUUGCCCUUUUUGGACCAAACUUCAUGGCCACAAAUCUCUAUCAGCUCUCUCCACCAGAAGAUCUUGAAUUGGCGAAAAUGUUGGUGAGGGUAAACCCCAUAGUUACAGACAAUCUAGCAGGGACAAGAAACUUUAGCGAGGAUGGGUACGGAUCUGUUACACGUAUUUAUAUCGUAUGCGGAGAGGACCUUGCAAUACCUGAGGAUUACCAGCGUUGGAUGAUCAGCAAUUUUCCUGUAAAAGAAGUGAUGGAGAUCAAAGAUGCAGAUCAUAUGGCAAUGUUUUCUAAGCCUCAAGAACUCUGUGCUCUUCUCUUGGUGGUUGCGGAUAAAUAUGCUUAAAUAAACCUGAGAUCUUCGCUGGAUUUUAGUUACAAGAUUCAGCUUCCACCACAAUAAUAAGCCUGAUGUGAUUGAUUUGGGUGACUACAUUAUAUCUGUAUAAGAAAUAAGAAAAUGAUAUUGUUCAUAAGAAUGGUUAUAUGAAUUACAAAAAAAAAAACCUAAAACAUA